Molecule: messenger RNA, 1502 nt
Organism: Oncorhynchus gorbuscha (pink salmon)
Lineage: Eukaryota; Metazoa; Chordata; Actinopteri; Salmoniformes; Salmonidae
Exons: 8
Coding region: 170-1171 (333 amino acids)
Biological process (GO): cell adhesion; integrin-mediated signaling pathway; positive regulation of lymphocyte migration
Cellular component (GO): membrane
Molecular function (GO): integrin binding involved in cell-matrix adhesion
Source: RefSeq, a predicted model, not a curated record
GGCCUGGGAAGACAGGAAGGAGUCUGCUGAAUAGUGCCCUGCAGUGGGGCCAGUAACUGCCUGGCCUGCUGUAGAGUGUAUGGACUGACGUGAAUUCUCCCUCAUCUCAGUCGUCAGUCCCACUGGAGCUCUUGCAGACUACAGUCACAGGAGACUACUGAAGAGGACAAUGGAGUACCUACAAUCCUAUCACUGUUUACUCUGCUACCUUCUGCUGGCUCUUAGAGAUCCUGCACUCUGUGCUAAAGAGAUCACUGUUAGCCCAGCCAAACCCGUUGUCAAGGUGGGAGAUGCUGUGACCUUGAUCUGUGAGACAACCUGCUCCCAAGGCAAACCACACUGGAUGAAACUAGACGAGAGCGAUGUCACUCAGAAUACCACAAAAAACAGAAGUUAUCUCCAUAUUGCAGCUGUACACCCGAAUCACGAGGGAAAGUAUACCUGCACAGCAGAAAAAUGUAGGAAACAGAAGAAGGAAACAAUCCAGCUCAGAGUUUACUCUUUCCCGGUGCCUGUCCUGUCCACAGUGCCCGAGAACCCUGUCUCUGGUCAACCUUUUAAGGUGAAAUGCACACUGACAAACGUUUACCACGGAGAUUAUGACACCGUUGAGAUGCUUCUCUCGCACCUUGAGAGGCUUGAAACAGAACACUCCAAAAACUGUAAUGAUGACAGAUUUUGUGAUCAUACGUGGUCUUCUAAGAAUCAGAUGGGCACUAGCAAAACAGAUUAUCAGUGUGAAACCAAUCUUACCAUUGGCCCUAACAGCUUUACUGAAAAGGCUCGUCUUGCCAUACAUUUCCAGGGUGAUGCUGGUGAUGACUAUAAUGAUACCAGAAGCACUGCCAUGUCUCCUGAACAGACGGAAACACAAACGUCAGAACCUGUCAGUACAGAAGGCAAAGGUCAAGGUGAUGCUGGUGAUGACUAUAAUGAUCCCAGAAGCAUUGCCAUGUCUCCUGAACAGACGGAAACACAAACGUCAGAACCUGUCAGUACAGAAGGCAAAGGUCAAGCAGUGGAGGCCUCCAGCUCCACCACCACGGCCAUGGUUGCACUGGGCUCCACAGUGGGAUUCCUAUCCAUUCUCUGCUUCCUGGUUCACCUGAUCAAACGGAGUAAACGCAAGUCACCCUCCAGUGGUCCCGAGAACCAUCCUGAUGGCUGCUGACCACAAUGACAUCAGCUUCAUUUUAUGUUCUCAAGUUUUUGUUUUGUCCUAUGUGUUAAACGCCAAUGUAGGACUCUAGCCUGCCUACAUGCAACUUCCUAUAACAACUCAAAAGUAAUGUAUACUGAAUCUGAUCUCCCCAUGUAAUGCCUGCUGUAUAAAUCUUUUUUUUUAGCUAGCUAUUAAAAUUAAAGCAAACAUAUAUCCUACAAAUAAUAAUGUACUGGGAAAAUGCCAAAGAAGAACAGUCAAACAGAAACAUUGUAACUAACAUAAAGCCUACUGUUUGAUUCAUAUCAUAUGUUCAUAAUAAACAUCUUGAGAAACAGGA